AUGGAGUAUUUAAGUUCAAAUUUUAUAGAUCGGUCAGAAGCUAAUACCAGUGAAGCAUUUGAAAAACUUACCCCAGAGUUUUUGAGCUCACUAACAACAUCAGGUCUUCCUAGCCAUAAAAUCAAACUCAAGAUUGGUACUCCGAUAAUGCUUUUAAGAAAUUUAGACCAAAAAGAAGGAUUGUGUAAUGGUACUAGAUUAAUUGUCACAAGGCUGGCAAAUCAUGUGCUUGAAGCAAAGAUCAUUUCUGGGAAGAAUAUCGGAAGCAGGAUCUACAUUCCACAGAUGUCUUUGUCUCUGUCUCAAUCACCAUGGCCAUUUAAACUUAUUAGAAGACAAUUUCCUAUAAUCGUCUCGUAUGCUAUGACAAUCAAUAAAUCACAAGGUCAAUCACUCGACUACAUCGGGUUGUACUUGUCUAGAUCAGUGUUUAGCCAUGGCCAACUAUAUGUGGCGAUUUCCAGAGUUAAGAGCAAGCAGGGUCUCAAGAUCUUAAUACAUGAUGAUGAAAGACAGUCACUCAACAUUACCACCAACGUUGUCUUUAAAGAGGUCUUUCAAAAUCUUUAA
This is a messenger RNA of Lathyrus sativus (Indian pea), 570 nucleotides long. The record is from the annotation of a GenBank genome assembly. Lineage: Eukaryota; Viridiplantae; Streptophyta; Magnoliopsida; Fabales; Fabaceae.